Molecule: messenger RNA, 1449 nt
Organism: Closterium sp. Naga37s-1
Lineage: Eukaryota; Viridiplantae; Streptophyta; Zygnematophyceae; Desmidiales; Closteriaceae
Source: the annotation of a GenBank genome assembly
AUGACCUGCGAAGUGCGUGAGCUAAAAGAACUGUUGCUCGAACAUUAUCAAAUCCGUGAGGUCUUACGAUGUCUGCUCCACACCAUCAUGUUCCAUCGGGCACUGGGUCUCGUGCGACCCAAGAGCAUCGAUUCAGAGCUCUUUGAUAUCACCUAUGUGCAGUGUGGAGAUGCAGAGGUGGAGAGACAAAUAGAGGAGAAAAUCGGACAGUUUAGUCUUUGGCUAGAAAAGAACCCCACCAAGAAGGGACAGAUCUGCCUUUCUUUCUUUGAGAAGCGCCGUCCAAUCACAAGCUCCAGCUCGUCAGCCACGUCACCUGGUGGCAACACAGCUGGCACAAGAAGUGGAAGCGGUAGCAAAACCAGCACCAGCAGCAGUGGCAGCAGCGGUAGUGGUGGCGGCAGUGGCAGCGGCGCUGGUGGUGGUAGCACAAGGAAGGACGCAGCAGCAUCAUGGUUGAGUGCGAGUGCCGCCCGAUUGAGCCUAGGAUCAGAUAAGAUCACAUGGGAACAGUGGAUCAUCCCUGUCUCACUCCUCACCUCCGCUUCAGCCGGUACUUCUGGCCUGCAACAUUCCUAUUCCUCCUCUUCUUUCUCCUCCUCUUCUCCUGCACAUUCCAGUGCAGCACAUACCACUGUUCCCACCACCACUGCUCCCUCCACCACUGUUGUCGUCGGAACAUUGCCAUCCCCAUCCCCAUCGCACUCAUUUUCCCCCACUGCUUCUAAUGCUGCUGCCACCAACUUUGCUAAUGCGUCUAGGCUUUCUACUGGCCUGUCAAUCACGUUGCAACAGCAGCAGCAGGGGCAGCAGGGGCAGCAGCAGCAGCAGCAGCAGCAGCAGCAGCAGCAGCAGCAGCGCAGUACGCAGUUAGAGGCAGAUGUGAGGGAGGCACUGCUUUCGAUUCUCACAAUGGCCAAUGAGAAGAGGGACCAUCUGCCUCCUGUCCUCACGUCAUCCCUCGUCUCUUUCCCCUUUGAAAUAUCCGUCCCAAGCCUCGCAGCCGGGGAGAUCGCUGAGCAGCUGCUGCUGGCGUCCCAAAGAGUGCCCAUCCGAAAUGUUGUUUUUAUGGGCAUGGGAGAGCCGUUCAACAACCAUGCGGCAGUGAAGGCAGCAGUAGAGCUGAUGGUAGCUCCACACGGCUUCCACAUGUCGCCCAACCACAUCACCGUCUCCACUGUUGGAGUGGUGCCGCAUAUACGUUCCUUCGCCUCCGCCUUCCCCUCGGUCAACCUCGCUCUCUCCCUCCACGCUCCAUCACAAUCCCUCCGCGUCUCCAUCGUCCCAUCAGCUCGAGCCUAUUCCCUGGAUAAACUUAUGGGGGCUGUAGACGCGUACCAGAAAGACAGUGGGCGGCGAGUCUUUAUCGAGUAUAUCUUGCUAGGAGGGGUGAAUGACAGCAUUAGUGUGGCACACGAGCUCGGGCUGCUGCUGCAAUCACGCAACGUG